This is a messenger RNA of Vigna radiata var. radiata (mung bean), 2931 nucleotides long. Its product is annotated as inactive poly [ADP-ribose] polymerase RCD1. The transcript is spliced from 8 exons. Bases 1002 to 2678 code for a protein of 558 amino acids. The record is from RefSeq and is a predicted model, not a curated record. Lineage: Eukaryota; Viridiplantae; Streptophyta; Magnoliopsida; Fabales; Fabaceae. Gene Ontology annotation, molecular function: NAD+ poly-ADP-ribosyltransferase activity.
CUUGGAAAAGGGGUGUUAGAGAGAAUUGCAGAGUCUAUAGAGGGGAAACUUCUUCACCAUCAUGAUUGUACUCUUCACGCUUGGGUUCUACCAAAUCCUGCCAUUUGCCGACUCAACGACUUAGGUCUGUUCUUCAGCGAAGAAUACUAUCAUUUCAUAUCUUCAUCGUAGUUGAAGCACUGGAGUUGAGAAUACAGAAUAAGAAAAACGAAAAAAAAAAGUUGUCUGUGGCAAAUAGGUAACUCUGUAGUUUUCUGUGUUUCUACUGUCGAGGUAAUUCUGAAACCUUCUCUCGAUUCCUCUAUAUGUUUUUUUUUCAAUUGGUAAUUUGAAUAAUUGCGAGGGUUUUGGAAUUUUCGGCUUUGGUUUGGAUUUGGGAUUAGAGGCAGUGAUUUGGUAGAUCGGGAUUGGAAUUGGCUGUUCUAUGUGUUUGAGUUGAUUUUGAUGGCUUUUACAUGAAUCUCUAGGCUGAUUUUGCUAUUGGAAUUUGGAAGCGAUUAGGUGAUAUAAGCGCGAAAUUAUUUUUGGCUGUGUUGUUUUGUUUAUACGAUGUCUUUAACAGCGGUUUAUUAGCUGCCAUGGACUUGUUCUUUUGAUUUCGUGAUGCUUUUUCUUGUCUUUUAUGAUUUUUUUAUGCUAUUAAUUUCCAUCAUCAGGAGCAGAGCCGUUUCAGGAAAAACAUGUUGAGUAUGCACUGUAGCUUCAUGCAUGGCUGGGUCCUCCAGGUGCUUGUUUACUCUUUAGACAAUGAAGUCAAACUUAAGUUGGAUCGUUCACUCAUUCUCAUGAAAGGAAAUAUGUUCAUGAUCUCCUAAUAAAAGUUGCAAUGGAAGUCUUCGUGGAUGCUACUCUAUACAAGGAGUACCAAAGAUUCUUGAUAUCGUGGUCUUCAGCAUUGCCACCACAGUUUCUUUGAAGUUGCUCAGGGUCUAGGGUUGUAUUCCACUAAUGCACCUAAGACUGUUUACAUAGGUUUGUAGAUAAUUUUCUAGCAGACAAAAAUGGAAGUGAAAACUGCAAAGGCAUUGGAUAGGAUUGCUCUCAAAUUGAAGAGAAAGCGACCUACCCAAUAUGCUGCACAUGAAUGUGGAGCUUUGCAGCCUUCAGGCAGGGUGGUAAAACAGAUAAAAUUGGGUGAAUAUAGAAAAAAACAUGCAAAUGCUGGUCCUCAUAUUGGGAAGUCCUUGAGUAACCGAUUUUUAAGUUAUAAAAAAAGUGGGAAACCAGCUCGUCUGAUGUUCUAUAAGAAUGGUGAGUGGGUGGACUUUCCAAGUGAUAUUCUUGACUUGGUUAAGAAAGAUCUUGAAAUCAAGAAGUCGGUUGUGGAGGUGGAGUUAAAUGGGUAUCAUAUGGUUUUAAAUUUUUUCCAUAUGUAUAAGUUGAACAUGAAAACUGGUCUGCAACAACCAAUGGCUUGGAUUGAUGAGGCAGGAGGCUGCUUCUUCCCUGAGGUCUAUGCUGCUUAUGAUGAAGAGCCUUAUAAUCUCUGGAAACAGGGCACUGGAAAAAGUAAAGAGCCAUAUGGUUCUAAUGAAAUAAAAUUACAAUUAGAAAUUGAAAUAAAUGGACUGGAUCAGUGGAAGUUGAGGGAGUGUUCUGACGAGUCCAAUGCGUUAUUUAAUGGUAUUAGAAUUGAUACUAAACAAAAGAGCUGUCCAUAUGAUGUAGAAGUAGAAAAUAGCAUUAACAAAGAGGACUGUGAAAAUGUUGACGAAUCUAUACAGCAAAAUCAAGAAAUAGAUUUAGAUGCCUAUACUGAAUCUGUAAAUGGAAGGUUGAAUUUCGAUUCUGUACAGAAGAUAUUUCUUAAGGGAAUGAACAAUAAUGGCAUUACUGAUUCUGACAUUGUUGGAAUUGACCGGUGCUCAGGUGCGUCAAUGCAAGCACGAUUGGAGCUAUUCUUGAAGCAAGCUGAAAUUACACAAAAAUGUCAUGGGGAUGCUAAUAUUCAGUAUGCUUGGCUUGCUUCUACUAAACGAGAACUGUAUACAAUGAUGGAGUAUGGGCUUGGCCACUGUAGACUAUCUGCAUUUAAAGGUUCAUACGGCACUGGUGUUCAUCUUGCAGCCAUUACCUGCCCUGACAUCAGUGCACGUUAUUGUGAUGUUGACGAAAAUGGGGUUCGACAUUUGGUCCUUUGUCGUGUAAUAAUGGGGAACAUGGAGAUUCUCCGUCCUGGCACUGGUCAGUUCCAACCCAGUAGCUGUGAAUAUGAUAAUGGGGUGGAUGACAUUGAAUGUCCGAGAUAUUAUGUGGUGUGGAAUAUAAACAUGAACACCCACAUUUAUCCAGAAUUUGUAGUUAGCUUCAAGCUGUCGUUUGAUGCCGAAGGCUUUUUUGGUGGAAGUGAAAGGAAGAAUAAUGUUUCUGGGGUUAUGACAGCCUGCCAUGGUCCUCAAGGACUGUUACAUUCUUGUGCAGUAGUUAAGGGCACAGCUCCCCCAAGGGUUCCAACAUCGCCUUGGAUGUCUUUUCCUUUGCUUUUUGCUGCUAUUGGAAACAAGGUUCCUCCUAAUGAUAUGGAACGUGUCAGAGAACAUUAUGAACAGUUCAGGUCAAAGCAGAUAUCCCGGGCUGAUUUUGUGAAGAUACUAAGGUUAAUAGUUGGAGAUACUCCAUUGAAACUUGCAAUGACACAACAUCAAUUUAAGAUACCAUCUAAUGUUAAGGAAGGAUAAGGCUUUAAUAUUAGAAAGCAUGAGGAGAUGGAUAUUUCUGCUCUUGGAGGCAAAAAAUUUUGCUGGACAAGUCAAUUAUUAGCUCCUAGACAUUCUUUUUCAUUUUCUUUCGUCAUUUUGGACCUUGAAUGUAGUUGAUGCUGGAAACUCUUCAUUAUUUUUACUUGAAAUCAUCUGUUUUCAGAUACAUUGUCAACCCACCAAUUUGUUACCUUACGUAAUUUUUUUUAUAAUAAACAUCAUUCAUUAAGUA